AUGGGUAAGACAGAUCUCCCCAGAUCUGAGAAUGUGAAUGGGUACGACAGAUCUCCCCAGAUCUCAGAAUGUGAAUGGAUCUCAGAGUGCGAAUCAGUGUUCAGUAAGAAGACAGAUCUCCCUAGAUCUCAGAAUGUGAAUAGCAAGGCAGAUCCCUCUAGAUCUCAGAAUGUGAAUGGGAAGGCAGAUCCCUCUAGAUCUCAGAAUGUGAAUGGGAAGGCAGAUCCCUCUAGAUCUCAGAAGGUGAAUGGGAAGGCAGAUCUCUCUAGAUCUCAGAAUGUGAAUGGGAAGGCAGAUCCCUCUAGAUCUCAGAAUGUGAAUAGGAAGGCAGAUUCCUCUAGAUCUCAGAAUGUGAAUAGGAAGGCAGAUCAAUCUAGAUCUCAGAAUGUGAAUAGGAAGGCAGAUCAAUCUAGAUCUCAGAAUGUGAAUGGGAAGGCAGAUCCCUCUAGAUCUCAGAAUGUGAAUGGGAAGGCAGAUCCCUCUAGAUCUCAGAAUGUGAAUGGGAAGGCAGAUCCCUCUAGAUCUCAGAAUGUGAAUAGCAAGGCAGAUCCCUCUAGAUCUCAGAAUGUGAAUAGGAAGGCAGAUCCUUCUAGAUCUCAGAAUGUGAAUAGCAAGGCAGAUCCCUCUAGAUCUCAGGAUGCGAAUCAGUCUUCAGUAAGAAGGCAGAUCCCUCUAGAUCUAAGAAUGUGA
Liolophura sinensis is the source of this 690-nucleotide messenger RNA. RefSeq lists its product as uncharacterized. Lineage: Eukaryota; Metazoa; Mollusca; Polyplacophora; Chitonida; Chitonidae. The transcript has 2 exons. The record is from RefSeq and is a predicted model, not a curated record. The coding region runs from base 1 to 690 and encodes 229 amino acids.